AUGGAAGAUCCGGCUCCUGGAGAAGUAUCAGACCUGAUGGUGCAUACCUACAGGCUCGUCAUCGCCUUUCUUAUUCUCGCAUGGAUCUUUAUAUUGUUACGAGUCUACACUCGCACUGUGAUCAUUUCCAACUUCGGCUGGGACGAUACUGCCAUGGUAUUGGUAGGAGCGAUAUUCACUGUUUACUGUGGAACAAUCAUCUACAUCUACCACAAUGGUGGCGGUACUGUUAUAGCCGACUUUGAUCAAUUGAACCACCUGAUGAAGAUUGCCACGGUUGCUGAAUCAUCUUACGUCUUGACCAUGAUGCUCAUCAAGAUAUCCCUUGCCGUCUUCUUCGCCCGUAUCGUAGUCAAGCGAUGGCACUUGACGGUCAUAUAUCUGUUUGUCACUCUCAGCAUCGUAUCGUCAAUCGCCACCUAUUUCUACAUCUUCCUUCGGUGUGGCCCCGAUCUGGAUCAGUAUCUCAUCCGCGAACUGAUUCGAGACUGUACGCCUCUUCAACUCGACAUAUUCAUGGCCUACCAGCAAGCUGUAUUCAAUUCCAUCACAGAUAUCGCCUUCCUUUUCAUGCCGGCUCUGGUGCUUUGGAAUUCCCCAAUGGAGCGACGCGCCAAAAUUUCAGUCGGCGUCAUCUUGGUAGUGGCCACACUCGGCGCAGUAUGCUCACUCAUACGAUUCAAAUACAUCAAGGGUGUACUCAAAAAUGGCAACUACUUCUACCAAGCCGUCCACAUCUGUAUGUGGAGCACCAUCGAAGUGGGAACCUGCAUCAUUGCCGGAUGCACAGCCACACUAAGACCGCUGAUGAAGAUUGCCUUGAUUCAAGUACAAGUAACGCUUCCCCUUUCGCGACUUGGUUCUGGAGUACCGCCUACAUCCAGCACUCCAAAGAGCAGUCAGCAAUCAAAUCAUCGCUCGUCCCGUAUGAUACGCCUUCCGGACAACGACCUAGAGUACGGGAACCCUGACCCCACGGGAUCAACCUUGCUGCUCCCCAAGAUACCCGAGUUUGUUGAGCUGGUAGUACGCCCGGACCCUGUCAUCCUUGCGCCUGUUGCAAAGAAUACACAAUCAAGGCCGGGUUCCAUGUUUGGAUGA
This is a messenger RNA of Bipolaris zeicola 26-R-13, 1101 nucleotides long. RefSeq lists its product as uncharacterized. Bases 1 to 1101 code for a protein of 366 amino acids. Lineage: Eukaryota; Fungi; Ascomycota; Dothideomycetes; Pleosporales; Pleosporaceae. The record is from RefSeq and is a predicted model, not a curated record. The transcript is spliced from 5 exons.